GUACUAGUAAAUAAAUUGGGAUGGGCAAAAAUAACGACCACCAAAAUAGGUGCUAGUAUUUGAAAACAGAAUGUUACAACUUAAUAGUCUGCUGCGAAUCUCCCGUUAGAUUUUCCGGUCACUUUAUCUCUCUAAAACAUAUGUUCUCUUUGUUUAUCUCUCUCCAUAUAUACAUUGCGUAUAGAUAUGUAUGCAUUUAUGUACACAUUUAAUGUUUUUUGACAUAUAUAUAUUCGUGUUCACAACCAAUUAAGCUUUGAUCUUUAAUGAGUUUACUCUGAAAUAGAGAUUCAGGGGAGAAAGAAAGAAAAUAUUUUUUUUUCUUAUAUAUCAUCUCCAGGACCACCGCCAAUAAGUAAACCCAAGAGCAGCAAGAAAAGACAUCACAUGUGAGCAACACUUCUUAAAGCCAGUAAUCGGUUGAAACAUGCAAUGAAACCCAUCACAGUCGCAGCUGCUUUAGGUGAAGGGGGCGGCAAGGGAGGGAACUCAAGAGGAAGAUUUGGGAGCAUUGUGGGCUUUCAGUCUAUACACACCACCUGAAACACCGUGAACCACCACCAUCAACACCGCCACUGCCACACCAAGAUGAAAGAGGAAAUGGAUAGAAAUAACACAAACCCAGAUCUUGGAAGAAUAAAUUUCAUCGUAAUUUGAACAAAUUCAGGAAUCGAUCAGUGAAAUUGUGAUUUCACAAAUGGGUUUGUUGCGAUUGUAACGGAGGGUUCGAUGCCCGGUACGGACUCAAUUUUGCUCUGCAAAUUAAAAAUAAAAUUUGUUUGCUGAAAGAUGGUUGCCUUUGGGAAAAAGUUGAAAGAAGUGCAAAUUCAAGAAUGGCAAGGAUAUUACAUUAAUUAUAAGUUAAUGAAGAAGAAAGUAAAGCAAUACGCUCGACAAAUUGAGAUUGGAGAUGACAAUCACCAUUACGUUCUCAAGGACUUUUCAAGAAUGCUGGAUAAACAGAUUGAAAAGAUUGUCUUGUUCUUCUUGGAACAACAAGGGUCACUAGCAAGCAGGUUAUUUAAUCUUGGUGAACAGUAUGAUGCCCUUCAACAGCACGUAGAUGGUUCAAAUAUCUCUGAAUUUCAAGAAUCAUAUAGAGAGGUCGGACGGGAUCUUUUAAGGGUUCUCUUUUUCUUUGAAAUUAAUGCCAUUGGCAUUCGUAAGAUACUGAAGAAGUUCGACAAGCGCUUUGGAUAUAGAUUCACUGGUUACUAUGUCAAAACUCGGGCAAACCAUCCUUAUUCUCAGCUGAGACAAGUUUUCAAGCACGUGGGUAUUGGGGCUGUUGUAGGAGCCAUAACUCGCAAUCUUGCAGAUCUUCAAGAUCAUCAGGGAAGCUAUAUAUCGAUUUAUGAUCAGCCCGCUCUUCCUGUCCAGGACCCUAUCAUUGAUUCUAUUAAAGCAGCAGUGGAUAGGCUAACAAACUCAACAAAUUUCCUUCAAUUUUUGGGAAAGCAUGCACUUAUCAUACAAGAGGAGUUACCAGUUCCAUCAGAGGAUGAUGUUGCUGAUGAGAGAUAUCAUUUUAUGUCGCUUCUUUUGAACUUGGCAAAUACAUUUUUAUAUAUGGUCAACACGUAUAUUAUAGUUCCAACAGCAGACGACUACUCUCUGAGUCUUGGAGCUGCUGCAACUGUGUGUGGUGCUGUUAUUGGGUCAAUGGCUGUUGCGCAGGUGUUUUCUUCAGUGUAUUUUAGUGCAUGGUCAAAUAAAUCAUACAUGAGACCUCUCAUAUUUAGCAGUGUUGUUCUUCUCGUGGGAAACACCUUAUAUGCCCUCGCGUAUGAUCUUAACUCGAUGUAUGUUCUUCUAAUUGGCCGCCUGUUCUGUGGGUUGGGUUCUGCUAGAGCUGUUAAUAGGCGUUAUAUCAGUGAUUGUGUACCUCUUAAAAUGAGAAUGCAAGCUUCUGCAGGUUUUGUUAGUGCCAGCGCGCUUGGAAUGGCAUGCGGUCCUGCUCUUGCUUGCUUACUUCAAACUGAAUUCAAGAUAUAUAAUAUUACGUUUAAUGACAACACCUUGCCUGGGUGGGUUAUGGCUUUGGCAUGGCUUGUAUAUUUAUUGUGGUUGUGGAUCUCCUUUAGAGACCCUUAUGAUGAGCUUAAACAGAAUAUUGCAUCUCAGGAACACAAAACUGUAAUAGAAACUGGUGUAAUAGAGAAUGGUAUUACUCAACCGUUGCUUUUAAGUUUGGGAGAGAAGCAACAAGAUGACGAUGAAGAUGAAGAUGAAGAUGAAGAAAAUGAUGUUAGCGAAGAAGCUUCGGAGGAUAUUCACAAGCCUGUCACUUCAAUUGUGUCUGCAUAUAGGAUGCUUACACCAUCUGUGAAGGUUCAGCUAUUCAUCUAUUUUAUGCUCAAGUAUGCCAUGGAGAUUUUACUUGCGGAAUCAAGUGUCAUCACCACGUACUACUUCGUAUGGUCAACCACAAAUGUGGCGAUUUUUCUUGCCUGUCUUGGGCUGACUGUCCUUCCUGUGAACAUUUUUGUUGGAAGCUACAUUGGCAACAUGUUUGAGGAAAGGCAAGUUUUACUGGCAUCGGAAAUCAUGGUAUGCUUAGGUAUAGUCCUGAGCUUCCAUAUGGUAAUUGAUUACUCUGUCCCACAGUAUGUCUGCUCAGCUCUGAUCACAUUUGUAUUUGCAGAAGUUCUUGAAGGUGUUAACCUAUCACUCCUAUCUCGGGUCAUGUCAUCAAGGCUUUCGCGUGGGACCUAUAAUGGUGGACUGCUUUCAACCGAAGCAGGGACGCUGGCACGAGUAAUUGCAGAUGCGACAAUAACACUGGCCGGAUAUUGGGGCAUGAGCACGCUCCUGAAUGUCACCCUACUUCCUUCACUCUUUAUUUGUAUAUCUUCUAUUGUUGCUACCUGCUUCACCUACAAUUAUCUCUAUUAAUCACCUUACAUUUAAUUAUAAGGUGUAUGUACAUGUGUAAACUAGCUUACUGAUAAACUUCCUGAUAAAUUAUGCAGUCUAGUAUAUUGCAGAUGCAAAUGUCCAUUUUAUUUCCAUA
Molecule: messenger RNA, 3013 nt
Organism: Cornus florida
Lineage: Eukaryota; Viridiplantae; Streptophyta; Magnoliopsida; Cornales; Cornaceae
Product: SPX domain-containing membrane protein At4g22990-like
Exons: 11
Coding region: 790-2895 (701 amino acids)
Biological process (GO): transmembrane transport
Cellular component (GO): membrane
Molecular function (GO): transmembrane transporter activity
Source: RefSeq, a predicted model, not a curated record